AUGGUGGGAUCAAGUGCAUCAGAGUUUCUCUUCCUCUCAGUCAAUCAGAGCAUCACCAUGAUGGGUAAGGCGUGGCUGAUCGUCAUGCUCUUCCUCCGCGUUUUACUGCUCCUUUUCGCUGGUUUCCCUUUGUACCAGGACGAACAGGACCGCUUCGUCUGCAACACCAUCCAACCGGGCUGCGCUAACGUAUGCUACGACAACUUCUCUCCCAUCUCACUCUUUCGCUUUUGGCUCGUACAACUCAUCACCCUCUGUCUACCAAUCACUAUUUUCAUCAUUUACGUCAUCCAUAAAGCCACCAACGCGCUCCAUGUCGAUCAGAAAACCUAUGAACUCAACAUGCAACGGUUGAACAUGAAAUUUACUGGAGCAUACUUUUUGCAUCUUGUAUUUCGGACAUUAUUAGAAGCGGGAUUCGGUGUGGCGCAUUAUUAUCUCUUCGGUUUUUACAUUCCAAGGAGGUUUUUGUGUCAACAUCCGCCAUGCACCACCCAAGUAGACUGCUAUAUUUCUAGACCGACGGAAAAGACGGUUAUGCUAAAUUUCAUGCUAGCAGUCGGAGCACUAUCUAUUUUCCUCAAUGUUUUAGAUUUCUUUUGCGCCAUCAAGCAUUCCGUGAGACAAAACACCAAAAAGAAAGUGUUGGUAGAACGGAUUUAUGAAGAAGAAUGUAUCAUAUCAAAUUCUGUGAAAGCGAAAGAGCAAAAUAUCGCAGAAGUUGAACAUUUUCGAAAACGCCACGGAAGUAAAAGUUCAAGAGGAGGAGAUCCAGCAAAAUUGAAUUCAGAAUCUCGUCCUUGUUCACCAGGAAUUCAGUCUAUAAACACCAACGGAAACAACGGAUAUUCAGCCAAUCAGGAAGAUGUUUUGGAAAGACAAGGAAGUGAGGUCGCCCUAUGUCCACCAGGAACGCCAAGGUCUAUACGUGUCAGUAAGCGCAGUCGACUCAAACCCCCGCCCCCUCCACGACGUGAUAUACCUGGAGAUGUACCUGCUCUGGCUAUAGAUGGUUCCAUAACAACGCCGGUGUGUACCAACAGACUGGGUAAGAGUACUUUGGUGGAGUUAAAUGCAGGACCUGAUGCAAAGCCGAGUGAUGAGGAGAAGAGGUCAGAGUGGGUGUAA
Messenger RNA from Boleophthalmus pectinirostris (great blue-spotted mudskipper), 1128 nucleotides. RefSeq names its product gap junction protein delta 4 (gene gjd4). NCBI's taxonomy places the organism in Eukaryota, Metazoa, Chordata, Actinopteri, Gobiiformes, Gobiidae. The record is from RefSeq and is a predicted model, not a curated record. The transcript is spliced from 2 exons. Gene Ontology annotation, biological process: cell communication. Gene Ontology annotation, cellular component: connexin complex. Bases 1 to 1128 code for a protein of 375 amino acids.